Molecule: messenger RNA, 1140 nt
Organism: Camponotus floridanus (Florida carpenter ant)
Lineage: Eukaryota; Metazoa; Arthropoda; Insecta; Hymenoptera; Formicidae
Product: death-associated protein 1
Exons: 3
Coding region: 172-483 (103 amino acids)
Biological process (GO): apoptotic signaling pathway; cellular response to amino acid starvation; negative regulation of autophagy
Molecular function (GO): death domain binding
Source: RefSeq, a predicted model, not a curated record
AAACACGACGCAUACGAAGCAAGUCGGCUCAGCUACCGCUAUCACUCAAUCAUCACUGGAUCGGCGACAAAGCAGUGCGAUUGCGAGCCACGAGCAACAAGACAACGGUAACAUAUUGCGAGAGGAAUUCAACCUAAACUAAGACUUUUCCAUCGAUCUAAAGACGACGGAAUGUCGAGCGGGACGGACGAAUGCAAAUUAAAGGGCGGUCAUCCUCCGGCAGUGAAGGCGGGCGGCAUGAGAAUAACCCAGCAUAAAACGCCGAAGGACGAGCGCGAGACGAAACCUAGCAAGGAUGUCGAGGACAGCAGACCGUCUAGCAGUCCGCCGAAGACGAUAAUGAUUAGCGGUGCCCCAGCCAAAGGGAACGCUGAUUUUCCGCCGGAAGCUGUUCAACACUUCCAUGAGAAGCCUACACCGACGCAUGAUGCACGACCGGCGCACUGUUCGCGUCCCAUUAUCAUCCAACAACCCAGAAAAUGAACUGCAUUUUGCAAAUCUUAUAUUGAACUGAUGGACCUUGGUCCGCAGAGUCAUCCGUUGAAUUUACGCGAGAAGAAAUUUUAAUUAUAUAAAUAUAUAUGAAAGAUAUAAGUAUGUGUGUAUAUGUGUACACAUAUGCAUAUACACACAUACAUGUAUAAGCGUACUUAAAAGUCUUUAAAAAAGCUUAAAAUCGAGAAUUUUGGACAUGAAGCAGUUUCGCGCUGCUUGAACCUUGAUCCUUUAACUGAUAAGUGAUUACUAUCCUUUUUCUAAUUAAUUAACUAUAUACAUAUAUAUAUAUAUAUAUAUAUAUAUAUAUAUAUAUGUAUAUAGUUAAUCAGAUUGUCUCAUAAUUAUCUGUUAAAGAAUUAAGAGAACUCGAUUUUGUAUGGAUUAGAUGUUAACCAUCUUAUGAAAGAUUACUAUAUUGUUAACAAUGAAAAAAGAAAGUUUAUUUUUUUGGACGCCACAAGAUUCCUGCAUCGGCAUUUAACAGGCUUUUACAAGUAUGUUUUUAAUUCGUUCACAUUUUCAUUUUGUUUCUUUUUAUAUUAGAUACGACACGUUUACUAUGAUUAUAUUAAAUAUUGUAACACAAUUAUACAAUAUGAUCACUAUUUUUGGGACCAGUAUAUACUGCAAUUCAUGAUAGAA